AUUUGAUUAGAUCUUGGGGCAAAACUGAAAAAAAAAGGGGUUAUUGGCGAUGAUGAUGUUGAUGGAUUGUUCAACAACGAAGCUCAUUGUGGGAAGCAAAUAUUCCGCAUUCCUGCUGGCCUGUGACGCUCAAGCUACAAAUUACUGCAGAUAUCUGUUUACUUAUCUUCCACCUUCAAGAAUGCCUGUCUUCACUCAGAAUCCAACCCGUUCGCUUGUCACUGCACCGUUAUCGCAGGCGUGCGAGAGAGCUUCUGUUGUCCUUGUUCGGAGCAGCCCACGGAUUUACGGGGCCAGCAAGGACAACUACCCUCGUCCCCGGGCCUUGGCACGCUCGACGAAGGUCCGCUUGUUUUCGACGCGACGCUCGUUCGGGAAGCCGAUCGUUCAGGGGUGGUUAUGACAUGAGAAAUUGGGCCUGUCACUUUAUUGCCAGCGACACAUCUUGUAUCGGAUUCGCGGCACACUCUUUCUUUCCCAUUAUUCAUCGUGUUCUUCUGUUUUCUUUUUAAACCUUCUGCGCCGCGGUCUCUUCCCGGUGUCGGUCCUUCAUUCCAUCAUUCCUUUUGGCUACCCACCAGGACCCACGCCUUUCUCCCCCUUGUUGCUUAUCUACAGGCACCCGACACGGUCUUGAUCCGGGCCUGGAACACAAAGCUUGCUCGGCUUGCUGUUACUCAACUUGAUUAUCCCUUCUUUGGCGCGCAAGCCCAACAACCACCGUCAAGAUGGACGUGGUCCUCGAGGUCACCGACCAGUUCAUGUUCGAUUACAUGUACGCCUGGCUACUACCAGCACGACCUGCUCUCUAUGAUUUCCCCGACAAGACCAAUGGCACCGCACAAGCUUUCUCGUCCUGGGUGUAUGAGCCCGCGACCAAGUUCUUCUCGCUCGAGCCUUCGCAGGCGGCCUACCAGAGUAUCUGGACAAGAGACAACAUCUACCGUCAGGCUCUAUCGCUCUUUUUAAUACUAUGGCUCUUCGGUCUCGUAACCUACUACGUCUUCGCCUCCCUCUCCUACAUCUUCGUCUUCGACAAGAAGACUAUGGAGCACCCCAAGUUCCUUAAGAACCAGGUCUGGCUCGAGAUCAAGCAGACCAACGCCGCCCUGCCCGUCAUGGCGUUCUUCACAUUCCCCUUCCUGGUUGCCGAAGUGCGCGGUUACUCACUCCUCUACGACACCACGGCCGAGGGUCCUGGUCGCUGGUACGACUUCUUCCAGUUCCCACUCUUCAUCAUGUUCACCGAUUUUGGCAUCUACUGGAUCCACCGUGGCCUUCACCACCCGCUCGUGUACAAGCACCUGCACAAGCCUCACCACAAGUGGAUCAUGCCAACUCCCUAUGCCAGCCACGCCUUCCACCCCAUCGACGGUUUCGCCCAGAGCAUCCCCUACCACAUUUUCCCCUUUAUCUUUCCGCUCCAGAAGAUGGCGUACGUCGGCCUUUUCGUGUUUAUCAACUUCUGGACCAUCAUGAUCCACGACGGCGAGUACUAUGCCAAUAACCCCGUGAUCAACGGUGCCGCCUGCCACUCGGUUCACCACUUCGCCUUCAACUACAACUACGGCCAGUUCACCACGCUGUGGGACCGCCUCGGCGGCAGCUACAGGGAGCCCGACGGUGACAUGUUCGCGAAGGAGAAGAAGAUGAGCACAACGACGUGGAAGAAGCAGGUCAACGAGAUGGAGAAGAUUGUCAAGGAGGUGGAGGGUGAGGAUGAUCGGCUUUACGAGCCGACCGAGACUAAGAAGUCGAAAUAGAGUGAAGUGCGAGAAAAAACGAGGAGGAAUAGAAAUCUCACCAGUUCUGGUUGAUGUCAUUUUUUUCUCCCUCAAGGGAAGGAAAAAAAAAAGAAAAAGAAAAAAGGACAAAUGGGAUUAACGAAUCAGCGUCAUCCGGCCAAGACCAAGCCACCCGGUCUUAUGGUCCUGGAUCAGGGACCCGGGUUGAAUGGUUGGCUGACACCAAGGAUCUGCGACCCUUCAUGCGAUGUGGGAUGGUGGCACGGACGGCGGUCGAUGACAACUCAACACACGAACGAGAACGGCGGUACACCACAUUGGAUACGGAUGUAUACCAUCUGGAAACCCGCCGCGCCGGACCAGCUUAACAAAAGGCAAGAGGGUACUAUAAUACAGUACCCACCAUGAAGGAGGAGUUAGUCUCAUAAACCAAAUGAUGGAAUGACUGAAUAUAGGUAACUGGAUUGGGACGGAUGGAGCUAAUAACAACACAUUCAAGAAAAACAAAAACAGUGGUCACUCACUGUUUGUCCAUUAGAAGGAUUCUAAUAACCUACUCGUUGUACAUACUUUAUAUCAUUUUAUAUAUACCCGCAUCUUUGCACAUACGCAUCAUGUACGGAUCUAUCUGUUGUCCCUCGAGGCAAUGAAACAUAUGCUGGAAAGGUUGCCGUUCAGAUGACCAUAUAUAAUGACACAGACAGGCAAAGAACACAAGAAGAUAGUUCUCAAAGGAUGAGAGCCAGCCUCCGAGUAAACAACACAAACCUAGGCGGUCACUGUCCCCAAGUCAUACAACAACCCAUCGCUCCACUAUGGCACAGGCGACAUGUACUUCCAAAUUCAGUAUCCUGGUAGGUAUGACCAGUGUUACUAGCAUGUCUUGCUUUCCUGACAUCUUCAAGGGAACAAGGCGAGGCAUCACAUAUAUGAGUAAACCGAAACGAAAUGGCCAAGCCACACAACACAAGACCAUAGGUACAACAUAAAUUAGAAGGCCAAGCAAACGCUAAGAUUGCUUCUGAGCUUGGAACGCCCCCGUUGAACCGGAGAUAAGCGAAACUGGAGGCCUCCUGUCACUUCCGC
This is a messenger RNA of Neurospora crassa OR74A, 2831 nucleotides long. RefSeq names its product C-5 sterol desaturase. Gene Ontology annotation, biological process: lipid biosynthetic process. The coding region runs from base 729 to 1763 and encodes 344 amino acids. NCBI's taxonomy places the organism in Eukaryota, Fungi, Ascomycota, Sordariomycetes, Sordariales, Sordariaceae. The record is from RefSeq and is a predicted model, not a curated record. Gene Ontology annotation, molecular function: iron ion binding; oxidoreductase activity. The transcript is spliced from 2 exons.